GCCAUCGGUGGCACAACGUCGCCACAACAACAACGUGUUUCCAUUAAUAAGUAGGAGGCGGUCACGUCAUUGCUUGCAGUGUUGUAAACGUCAUUGCUUGCAGUGUUGUAAACGUCAUUGCUUGCAGUGCAACGAGAGGAAUUGUCAUUGUUUCAGUUCUUCAUUUAAGCAACUCCAGAACAUUCAAGCGAAGUUCUUAUAGGCCUAUAGCUGACGGUGGCACGUACGUAGGUCUAGACUCGGCUGUCAACUCGGUAUUCUCAUUGUCUCCUGAUUUUUGAGCGAAGCGAUAAACUAGCACAGUCAAGAUGAGUAGGAGUGGUGGUGCCAGGAUAAAUACUCCUACCAAUCAAAUCAGACUGACGAAUGUGGCCAUUGUCAGGAUGAAGAAAGGGGGAAAACGCUUCGAAAUUGCCUGCUACAGGAACAAAGUCCUCAGCUGGAGGCAGAAGGUGGAAAAGGAUUUGGAUGAGGUUCUUCAGAGUGAGGCAGUCUUCACUAAUGUAUCCAAGGGUCAAGUUGCUAAGAAAGAGGAACUCAUGAAAAGUUUUGGCUCAGAUGAUCAAAAGAAGAUCUGUUUGGAGAUUCUGGAAAAGGGAGAACUGCAGGUUUCAGACAAAGAGCGACAGGCAAACCAGGAAUCUUCACUAAAGGAGAUUGCAUGUAUUGUAUCUGAAAAGUGUAUAAACCCAGAAACACAGACCCCAUACACUGUUGCCAUGAUUGAGAAUGCUAUGAAAGACCUUCAUUUCAGCUUGAACCCAAAGAGAAAUAAUAAACAACAAGCUCUUCAGGUCAUCAAGCAGCUCCAAGAGACAAUUCCUAUCCAGCGAGCACAGAUGAAGAUUAAUGUUACUAUUCCAGCCAAGGAAGCCAAAAAGCUAAAGGAGAAGAUAACACCUCUAAUGAAAGUAGAGAGUGAAAGUUUUGAUCCAGACUUGAACAUUGUUGGACUCAUAGAUCCUGGCCACUACCGAACAAUCGAAGAACUCAUCAUUGGACCUACAAAAGGACGUGCAAAGGUUGAAGUAAUGAGCCUCAAAGAAAUAUCUGAUACUGGAAGUGAUUCUUUAAUUUAAUAGCAUGGGCGGCUGAUAUUUUUUAUAAUGAAUAUAUUAAACAAUUUUGUUGCCAUUUGAUACUGCACCUCCCCAUGCUAAUUUUUAAUCUGCAUAUCACAUGAGGAGCUGUAAAGCAGGAAACACCUCCUUGGAGGUAAGGUUUUACAGAUAAGUAAUGUUACUCUGCAAUGGGCAAUGGUCUAUUUUAACAAUAUUUGCCCUCAGCCUAUCCUCUCUCAGACAGAUGAAAAAAAAGUGAUGGGCAUUUCAGCAGUAUUAUAA
Macrobrachium nipponense is the source of this 1343-nucleotide messenger RNA. It is a transcript of the gene Sbds, whose product is annotated as ribosome maturation protein SBDS-like. The transcript is spliced from 6 exons. The record is from RefSeq and is a predicted model, not a curated record. The coding region runs from base 309 to 1079 and encodes 256 amino acids. Gene Ontology annotation, biological process: ribosome biogenesis; cytosolic ribosome assembly. Lineage: Eukaryota; Metazoa; Arthropoda; Malacostraca; Decapoda; Palaemonidae.